Molecule: messenger RNA, 1864 nt
Organism: Dipodomys ordii (Ord's kangaroo rat)
Lineage: Eukaryota; Metazoa; Chordata; Mammalia; Rodentia; Heteromyidae
Product: sterol 26-hydroxylase, mitochondrial
Exons: 9
Biological process (GO): cortisol metabolic process; cellular response to peptide hormone stimulus; glucocorticoid biosynthetic process
Cellular component (GO): mitochondrial inner membrane
Molecular function (GO): monooxygenase activity; heme binding; iron ion binding
Source: RefSeq, a predicted model, not a curated record
CGGCGGCGGCUGCGCAGCCUGGAGGAGCUCCCCUGGCUGGGGAGGCUGCACACUUUCUACCAGCUGUUCGUGCAAGGCUAUGUUCUGCGACUGCACGAGCUCCAGGUGCUGAACAAGGCCAAAUAUGGUCCAAUAUGGAUAAACUCUGUGGGGCCUCACAGCUUCGUGAACCUGGCCAGUGCCUCACUCAUAGAACAAGCAAUGCGGCAGGAGGACAAGCAUCCUAUAAGAGACUACAUGGAUCUAUGGAAGGAGCACCGGGAUGUUCAAGGCCUGGCCUAUGGGGUCUUCACCACAAAUGGAGAAAGCUGGUACCACCUGCGCCAGGUUCUGAACCAGCGGCUAUUGAAGCCAGCGGAGGCCGCACUUUAUACAGAUGUUGUAAAUGAGGUGAUCGAUGACUUUACAGCUCGACUGGACCAGAUACGGGCAGAGAGUCCCUCCAGGGAUCUAGUACCUGACAUGGCUCAACUCUUCUACCACUUUGCCUUGGAAGCCAUUUGCUACAUCUUGUUCGAAAAACGGAUUGGCUGCCUGGAGCCAUCCAUUCCUGCCGACACUGCGAAUUUCAUUAGAUCUGUUGGGAUCAUGUUCCAGAACUCAGUCUAUUGCACCUAUCUUCCCAAGUGGACUCGUCCCCUACUGCCUUUCUGGAGACGAUAUCUGGAUGGCUGGAACACCAUCUUCUCCUUUGGGAAGAAGUUCAUUGAUGAGAAAGUUCAGGAGAUAGAAGCUGAACUACAGGCAAGCAGGCCAGAUGGGGUCCAGGUGUCUGGCUGCCUACACUUCCUGCUGACCAAGGGUCUGCUCAAUCCUCAGGAGGCCCUAGGCAGCCUGCCUGAGCUGCUCCUCGCUGGGGUUGACACGUCAUCCAACACGCUGACGUGGGCCUUGUACCACCUUUCAAAGAACCCAGAGAUCCAGGCGGAGUUGUACAAGGAGGUGGCAGGGUUGGUGCCCGCUGGGAAGACACCCCAGCGCAAGGACAUUGCCCACAUGCCCUUGCUCAAGGCUGUGAUUAAGGAGACCCUGCGGCUCUACCCUGUGAUCCCCACAAAUGCUCGGAUCGUGAUGGACAACGAAAUUGAAAUUGAUGGCUUCAUCUUCCCCAAGAAUACCCAGUUUGUGUUCUGUCACUAUGUGGUAUCCCGAGACCCCAGUGUCUUCUCUGAGCCUGAGAGCUUCCGCCCUCACCGCUGGCUGAGGAAGUGUGAGUCUAAUGCGCCCAGUGUCCAACAUCCAUUUGGCUCUGUGCCCUUUGGCUAUGGUGUCCGGGCCUGUCUGGGCCGCAGGAUUGCAGAGCUGGAGAUGCAGCUGAUGUUGUCAAGGCUGAUACAGCGAUACGAGGUGGUCCUACCUCCUGAGACUGGGGAGGUGAAGAGUGUAGCCCGCAUUGUCCUGGUUCCCAAUAAGAAGGUGGGCCUACGCUUCCUGCAGAGACAGAGCUGAGAGCUGAGAGCCUUGUCCCAGAAGCCCCAGCUCUGGCACAGCUGCCAGACUUGACAGACUGGAGAAACUUAAAUUCUCUUCUCACAGAACUCUUUGGUUUUAUGGGCUCAACCAUUUGCGCACGCAGCUCCUGCUUAGAUAAAAGGUUAUCUCUUAUUCCAUCUCUGUCCUCAGUAUAAUAUAAAAUAAGAAGAUGUCUAGUAAUCAUGAAGGGGGUCAUUAAUCAUUGGUUUUCUUUUUGAUCACUCAACAUCUGUAUUCUUUUCUGAGUUUGAGGAACACAUUUCUGCACCUAGCAAUCAUGAUGAAAGACCUUGCUGUAUCCCUCCGUGGAGUCUUAAGAAUACCAUGUAUGGGCUGGGAAGGUGGCUCAGUGGUAGAGCGCUUGCCUUGCAUGCAUGAGGCCCUGGGUUUG